This is a messenger RNA of Pseudogymnoascus verrucosus, 1089 nucleotides long. RefSeq lists its product as uncharacterized. The coding region runs from base 66 to 1070 and encodes 334 amino acids. Lineage: Eukaryota; Fungi; Ascomycota; Leotiomycetes; Thelebolales; Thelebolaceae. The transcript has 4 exons. The record is from RefSeq and is a predicted model, not a curated record.
GCAAGAUUACACACAUAGCUCAAAAUAUUUGCAUCCCUAUAUAUUGUGUAUCAACUUCUAGCAAUAUGACAAAACUCAUUGUGAUUAUCGCCAUCACUGGCAAUGAGGGCUCUUCUGUUGCAAAUGUCUUCCUCAACGAUGGUGGAUGGAAGAUAAGGGGUGUUACUCGAGAUCCUUCUAAGCCUGCAAGCAAAGCUCUCGCUGCCAAGGGCAUUGAAAUAGUCAAGGGAGAUGUAGACGAUGUCGACUCCAUCAAGGCUGCUGUCCAAGGGGCUUCCAUUGUGUAUGGAAACACCGCGUUCUCAGAGGCAUUCUCAAACCCAGCUGAAGCACAUGUGGCCAAGCUUUCAGCAGGCCAGACUCUUCGAGAGUGGUGUUAUGAGAAGGAGCUGCAGCAGGGGAAAAAUAUCGCUGAUGCUGUCGCCACAGUAGAUAAUCUCGACUUGUUCGUUUGGUCUUCCUUAUCAGCCGCGACAAAAUGGAGUGGAGGAAAGUAUAAGGGCGUCUUCCACUUCGACUCAAAGGCGCAUGUAGUCGACUAUAUCAAUAGUGUACACCCACAACUGGCCAAGAAGAUGUCGAUUCUCCAGAUGGGCCUAUAUGUCACCAAUUGGAAAUGGGGUCAGUCCUCUGUUCCUUGGGAAAAGCGCACGGAUGGGUCGAUGAUACUGCGAGUCCCUGGUAAUGGUGACGUUCCAAUCCCUCUCGUUGUUCCCUCCGACGCAGGUCAUUUCGUCAAGGCUCUCACAAAGCUACCAGCCGGUACAAAUCUCAUGGCCUUCGGUGAUCGACUUACCUGGUCCGACUAUGUCAAGCUUUGGAGCAAGGUCACAGGCGUCCCAGCCACCUUUGAAAAGACGACGGUGUUGGAGCACUCUAAACUCGCACCAGGGGGGUACGGGGAAGAGAUCGCCGAGAUGUACGCAUAUUCCCAAGACUUCGGCUAUGAUGGUGGUGAUCCGUCCAUCAUUACCGUCCAACAACUCGACUUCGAUGUCCCGGUAACUAGAAUUGAGCAGUACAUCAGAAACGAGGAUUGGUCUCCGCUCUUGCUACCAAAAGUGGCCUAGAUAUGGAAGAUAUCCGAAU